AUGCCUAAGAAUAGGAGACAAUGGGACAACAGGAUAAUGGGAGAUCAACAAAUGACAUUGUCAAAGUAUGCCAGGCAUAUUAAAGGGACCGUGACAGUAAUACUAUUCGCCAUGGUGUCGCGCCUCGUCGAUCACGAGAGCUCAGAGUAUGGCGCUGAGCCAUUACCUGAGCCAUCACCUCCUGAAGAGUCCUGCGAACCACAUACUCAAAUCCCUGCUCCUUCAACUGACUAG
Messenger RNA from Talaromyces stipitatus ATCC 10500, 234 nucleotides. RefSeq lists its product as uncharacterized. The transcript is spliced from 2 exons. Bases 1 to 234 code for a protein of 77 amino acids. NCBI's taxonomy places the organism in Eukaryota, Fungi, Ascomycota, Eurotiomycetes, Eurotiales, Trichocomaceae. The record is from RefSeq and is a predicted model, not a curated record.